AUGACCCCUGCAGGUGGUAAGAGUCGCCCAUCCCUGGUCCCCAAGAUCCCUUCGUCCCCCACAGUCUCCUUUGGGGACCUGCUGGAGGAAGUGGGCAGCAUGGGGCCCUUCCAGCUCUUCUCCGUGCUCCUGCUUUCCCUGCCGGUCCUGCUCCUGGCCAGCCACAACCUGGUGCAGAACUUCAGUGCCGCCUCUCCCGAGCACGAGUGCCGUCUCUCGCCUUCCGCCAACGCUUCAGGCAGGCACCCCCUGCCCGUCGACCAGAGCCAGCUGCCAGACAGGUGCCGGCGCUUCGUCCGCGAGGCGGCCCUCGACCCCAACGGCUCCCUGGACAAGGGCCAAGGGGCAGAGACGGAGCCGUGUCACGACGGGUGGCUGUACGACAACAGCACCUUUGCCUCCACCAUAGUAACAGAGUGGGAUCUGGUAUGUAACCUGCAACCCCUCAAGAACCUGGCACAGUCUCUUUUCAUGGCAGGCGUACUGGUCGGCGCCUUCAUCUUUGGAGACCUCUCGGACAGGUUUGGACGGCGGCUGAUCCUCAUCUGGUCCCUGCUGCUGAUCGCUGUCAUGGGAAGUGGAGCUGCCUUAUCUGCCAAUUUUGCCGCCUACUGUGCCUGUCGCUUCCUGAGCGGUGUGGGCAUCUCUGGGUUCCUGCUCAACUACAUCUGCCUCAGUCUGGAGUGGGUGCCCACCCGAUACCGGGCCAUAGUGAUCGCCACACAGAGUUACUGCAGCACGGCAGGACAGGUGCUGCUGGCCGGCCUGGCCUACGGCAUUCGUGACUGGCGCUGGCUGCAGCUAGCCAUCUCCGCUCCCUUCUUCUGCUUCUUUGCCUACUCUUGGUGGCUCCCAGAAUCAGCACGGUGGCUCCUCGCCAACAAUAAGCACGAGGCUGCCUUGCGUAACCUGAAACACGUCGCCAGGAUCAAUGGGAAGGCGGCUGGUGGAAAGACGGUGUUCCUGGAGAUGCUGGAGACUCAGGUGGGAAGCAGCACCCCGGGGAGAGGUACCCACUCCUGCUUGGACCUCUUUCGAACGCCUGGCCUGAGACGUAUCAGUUGCUGCCUCAUGUUCAUCAGCUUCUCCAUGAACAUGACAUUCUUUGGCCUCUCUAUGGAUCUCUCAUCGUUUGGCUUGAACAUCUUCCUGAUGCAGCUGUUCUUUGGGGCAAUAGACCUCCUGGCCAAGAUGGGGUGUGCCCUAAUGCUGACUUUCUUUGGCCGUCGCACCAUUCAAGCUGCCUCCCUUGUCCUAGCUGGGACUUUCCUGUUGGUCACACUCCCUGUGCCUGCUGAGAUGCCCUUCGUGCGGAUGGCCUUGGUGGUGCUGGGGAAGGGGUGCCUGGCAGCCUCCUCUAUGUGCUUGUACCUCUAUGGGGGGGAACUCUUCCCAACAGUCAUCAGGCAAACGGGCACCAGCUUCAUUACGGCGAUGGCGCGUCUGGGAGGCAUUGUGGCCCCGGUGGUGCUGAUGGCUGGUGGUUACCAGCCUUUCCUGCCUCUGGUGAUCUUUGGCAUUGCUCCCAUCAUCUCUGGCAUUUCUGCUGGCUUCCUUCCAGAAAUGUUCCAGGUCCCCCUAAUGGACACCAUCGAACAAGUUGAGGAAAGGUAG
Molecule: messenger RNA, 1614 nt
Organism: Euleptes europaea (tarantolino)
Lineage: Eukaryota; Metazoa; Chordata; Lepidosauria; Squamata; Sphaerodactylidae
Product: solute carrier family 22 member 6-B-like
Exons: 9
Coding region: 1-1614 (537 amino acids)
Biological process (GO): transmembrane transport
Cellular component (GO): membrane
Molecular function (GO): transmembrane transporter activity
Source: RefSeq, a predicted model, not a curated record